Messenger RNA from Plasmodium vivax (malaria parasite P. vivax), 1470 nucleotides. RefSeq names its product DEAD/DEAH box helicase domain containing protein. The record is from RefSeq and is a predicted model, not a curated record. Gene Ontology annotation, molecular function: nucleic acid binding; ATP binding. NCBI's taxonomy places the organism in Eukaryota, Apicomplexa, Aconoidasida, Haemosporida, Plasmodiidae. The coding region runs from base 1 to 1470 and encodes 489 amino acids. The transcript has a single exon.
AUGACGGACGGGAGGAAGAUCAAACGGAAGGGGAAGCCGCCCCUACUAAGGCACUCCAAACUGAGGAAGCUCUUUUACAUUAGGAUGUACCUACAGAGGAAGCAUCGCGAAGCUCGUGCCACUCGCCGCCAAACUGAUGGUAACUCUGCUGGAGGAGCUGCCUCCCCCCCAGUGACGUUCGAAGAACUGGGGGUGGAAGACUGGCUAGUUAAAAUAAGUAAAACGGUUCAAAUCAGCCACCCAACGAAGAUACAGCAGUUGUGCUUGCCCCUCAUAAUGAGGGGACACAACGUGAUUGGGACGUCGGAGACAGGAACGGGAAAAACCAUCUGUUACUGUUGGGGCAUUUUGCAGGAGUUAAAUAAAAACCCUUUUGGAGUCUUCGCCUUAGUGUUGCUCCCCACGAGGGAGCUGGUGGUUCAAGUGGUGGAGCAGUUCCUUCUGUACGGGCACAAGAUAGGCAUAAAAAUCAUCUCGUGCAUUGGGGGGUCCUCCCUGAUUGAGCAGCGGAGGGGAGUGUUGGCCAAGCCGCACGUGGUCGUGGGUACCCCCGGGCGAACCAGCGACGUCAUGGACAAUUGCGAGGACGUUAGGAGCUGCUUCAGGAGGCUCCGCUUCCUCGUUCUGGACGAAGCGGACUUGCUGCUGCGCAGUUGCUAUGAGGCGAAGCUGGAGGGAAUUCUCCGCGGGGUUCGCGGGGGGGGGAGCGGUGAAACUAGCGGCCCCGUUGGCGGGGCAGUUGGUGGGCGAAGGACCCUGCUCUUCAGCUCGACCAUCACGGACUCGCUCGAACUGCUGGCCAACUCCUUCCCCCAGGAGGACCUACUCCUCGUAAACGUCAACCGGAAACAGAAGCCACUGAAAAAUUUAGACCAGCGGUACGUCUACGUGGACGAGAUCGCCCAGAUGACCUAUUUGGUGUAUCUCCUGCGGAAGAAGUUACCUGACCAGUCAGGCAUUAUUUUUACAGAUAACAGCUACAGAUGUGAAUUGGUCUACACAGUGCUGAGCAUGCUGGGGGGGUUCUCCGUAGAGUCUAUCCACUCGUCAAAGGAACCUAAAAAAAGGCUAGCUGCUCUGUCGAAAAUAAAAAACGGAGGGUGUAACAUUUUGGUAGCAACAGACAUAAUCAGCAGAGGUAUUGACAUCCCCAAAACUUCCUUUGUUAUAAAUUUUGAUUUUCCUAAUGAUUCUAUUUUGUAUGUGCACCGGGUUGGUAGAACGGCCAGAGCUAAUAGGAAAGGGGUGGCCAUCUCCUUCGUGGACAAGCGAGAUGUUAACUCGUUUAAUAGCGUCAUGCAGACGAUGAGGGGCGCGUUGAAGCCGUGGCGCUUGAGGAGGAGGGAGGUCCUCCAGGAUAUGUUCCACGUGGGCCGCGUGCUCAAGAAGGCCGAGCUGCUGCUGGAGGAGAGGGCGGACGCCCGCCGCGACCACCGGCGGGUGCAGCGCUUCGUGCACCGCGCGGUGUGA